AUGCCGGCCCGAGGAUGCGCCCAGCCGGGCCCCGGUCCAGCUCCGGCUGAGCCCCGGGAGACGCGGACCUGCCGCCGGUUCUGUCCCCGGCCGUGGCGCCCGGUGCCAACCCCCCUGCCCUCUGCCUCCCAGUUCUCCUUCCUGAUGACAGAAGCCCUGCUGAUCUUCUCCCCGGAGACCUCGCCGCUCCGCUCCUUCUCCCGCAAAGUCAAAGUGCGGGUGCACUGGGCCCUCCAGCUGCUCGCCCUCCUCUGCGCCCUCCUGGGGCUGGGUGUCAUCACCUACAACAAGCACCUGAACGGCAAGGCCCACUUCGUCACCUGGCAUGGCCUGACGGGGCUGCUGACCGUGCUGUACACCGGUGGGCAGUGUGCAGGUGGGCUGCUCCUGCUCUACCCCAAGCUGAUGAAGAACUGGACGCUGGCCAAGCUCAAGCUGUACCAUGCCACCUCGGGGCUGGUGGGCUAUCUGCUGGGCUGUGCCAGCCUGAUGUUGGGCAUGUGCUCCCUGUGGUUCACCGCCUCGGUGACCAGCGUCUCCUGGUACCUUGCCAUGCUGUGUCCCCUUCUCACCAGCCUGGUUAUCAUGAACCAGGUGAGCAACGCUUACCUGUACCGCAAGCGGAGCCAGCACUGAGGGCCUGUCGUGAAUCCGAACUUUCCCUGUGUGAGCUGGCAAGGCUGGGGCUCCCCCCUGCAGUCCCCCCUGUCGGGGUCCCCUGCUCGCACAGGGUCUCCUCGGUACUAGAUUUCUACCUACUCGUCUCUCGUUAGCCCUGGAUUGUCUGUAGUGUCUUGUCCCCAGGGAGCGGCUAUGAUAUGUGUGACACUGACUGGGCAGGAGCUGCCCAUCUCGUCCCUGCCUCGGUGGGGACGUUUCCCAGUACAGGUAAUGCUGCUGGUUCCCACAGCAGCCUGGUGCUCAGUGCUGGGAACUGGAAGGUUCACUCAGGAUUCCUGCUCCUUUUCCCUCCCCUUGCCACCUGGGGCUGCUUUGGAGCAGGCAGGACAGGAGCUGUCACAUUCCUGGUGAGGAGGGCAGGGGGUCCCCGCUCACCUGGGAGGCUGCAGCGGGCACCGCGCUGCCCCUCCUGCCACAAAGGCAGCUUGGCCAGUGAAAGCACACAGCACGGUUAUGGCUUCAGCCUGGCUGAAGCAGGGUGGCAGCACCCAGGGCACCUGUCCCCACAGUGCAGCCCCACACAGGGACCUGGGGGCUUCCUGGGACUGGUGCUGUCAGCCCUGCCCGAUCGAUGGCUGUGGAUCUGGGCACCCAUCACCACGCACAAAUCCUUCCUGCAGGCUAGGACAGCAAAGCUUCAGCUUGGCAGGAGGUGGGAGUCGUUUUACAGAGCAAAUUACCAAGCUGGGCUGCACACCAGCAGCCUGUGAAGGCGGUUUUGUCCUUCUGAGGGGCACAGGGAACAAUGCAAGCAGGGCAGGGGGAGCAGGGCUCAGGGUGAGCCCCCAAGCCAGCCUGUGAAACAGCCCUUGGGAAGGCAGAAAGCAACCUCCUCGCCUCUUGCCUCGCCAUCGUAACAGCCUUCCUUCCAGCCUGCCCACCACCAGGGCAGCUGGGCACUGUGGGGCUCUGACUGCCACAGCAGCCCCAUGGCUCCUCCUUGGCAUGUAUCCUGCUCUCGGCAGGGCCAGAGAGCUGGGAGGGGCUCCUGGGCUACGAAAUUCCUCUGUAUCUAGAGCUUUUAUUGAAUAAAUAUUUCAGGCAGCUACAGUGCGACAAGCCCUCUUUACUGCCCGGGGGGGGCUUGUGGGGCGUGGGCAAACAUCCCACCUCCUCCCCCUUGCAAAGGGUUUCUCCCGACCUGCUGGGAGCACCUAGGAAGAAAUCCCCUCCCCAGGCUCCUGCACAAGAGCCCCCAGGGCUCUGUGCCCAGCCCCCCCACCUUGCCCAUGCUCUGCUGCAGGAGCCAACUCUUUCGAAGAACUCUUUAUUGAUACUGAAAUGUCUGUGGUGGUGUUGUUUUUUUUUUCUCCCCUGGCUGACAAAACCUUCUUGUGUGGUCCUUUAAAAAAAUAAUCAUGACGCCAUCGUCCUGUGUCCCAGGCUGGGGACUGCCCAGGGGAUCAGGAACUGUGAGGAGGCUGUUGCAGGUAGCAUCCUCUCCAUCCAU
This is a messenger RNA of Egretta garzetta (little egret), 2131 nucleotides long. Its product is annotated as cytochrome b561 domain-containing protein 2. The record is from RefSeq and is a predicted model, not a curated record. NCBI's taxonomy places the organism in Eukaryota, Metazoa, Chordata, Aves, Pelecaniformes, Ardeidae. Gene Ontology annotation, molecular function: transmembrane monodehydroascorbate reductase activity. The transcript is spliced from 2 exons. Gene Ontology annotation, cellular component: endoplasmic reticulum. The coding region runs from base 1 to 636 and encodes 211 amino acids.